Molecule: messenger RNA, 948 nt
Organism: Lontra canadensis (Northern American river otter)
Lineage: Eukaryota; Metazoa; Chordata; Mammalia; Carnivora; Mustelidae
Gene: UFC1
Product: ubiquitin-fold modifier conjugating enzyme 1
Exons: 6
Coding region: 92-595 (167 amino acids)
Biological process (GO): protein K69-linked ufmylation
Cellular component (GO): cytoplasm
Molecular function (GO): UFM1 conjugating enzyme activity
Source: RefSeq, a predicted model, not a curated record
ACCUCCGUCUUCCCAUAGUAAAGAUGGCGGCCCCCGGAGUGUAGACUACAGGCAGUACCACUUCCGCAUUUUUCUUGCGCCCUCAUCCAACAUGGCCGACGAGGCCACCCGGCGUGUGGUGUCCGAAAUCCCGGUGCUGAAGACUAACGCCGGCCCUCGAGAUCGUGAGUUGUGGGUGCAGCGACUUAAAGAGGAAUAUCAGUCUCUUAUCCGGUAUGUGGAGAACAACAAGAAUGCGGACAAUGAUUGGUUCCGACUGGAGUCCAACAAGGAAGGGACUCGGUGGUUUGGGAAAUGCUGGUACAUUCAUGACCUGCUCAAAUAUGAGUUUGACAUUGAGUUUGACAUUCCUAUCACAUAUCCUACUACUGCUCCAGAAAUUGCAGUCCCUGAACUGGAUGGAAAAACAGCAAAGAUGUACAGGGGUGGCAAAAUAUGCCUGACUGAUCACUUUAAGCCUUUGUGGGCCAGAAAUGUGCCCAAGUUUGGACUAGCUCAUCUUAUGGCUCUGGGGCUGGGUCCAUGGCUGGCAGUGGAAAUCCCCGAUCUGAUUCAGAAGGGCGUGAUUCAGCAUAAAGAGAAAUGCAACCAAUGAAAGAUCAAGCCACUGAGGCAGGACAGAGGGACCUUUGAUAGGCUACAUUCUUGCUCUCUGUGCAUCACUCUUACUCAUCCAACCGCUUCCCCCCCAUACCACUUCACCUAUAAUUGUUACUAAGUAGCUGCAUCAGGCAUGCUGAAAAAAAGAAACAACAGCAUUGCUACUGAAUUCCUAAGGCUACACAGGGAGGGGAAAGACUGGGGCUUUGGGGAGCCCAAAGGCAAUUUGUAUGCCUUCCGCAGGUGAAGCAGUGUGAGAUCCAGGAAGUCUGGGAGGGCUGAAAGUGGGUGCAUAGUCUUUUUGGUUUCUGGAGAUAACUCUUCAAUAAAAGCUGCUUCCUCUGGUAA